This is a messenger RNA of Alexandromys fortis (reed vole), 2960 nucleotides long. It is a transcript of the gene Gvqw3, whose product is annotated as GVQW motif containing 3. Lineage: Eukaryota; Metazoa; Chordata; Mammalia; Rodentia; Cricetidae. The record is from RefSeq and is a predicted model, not a curated record.
UCUCCGGUAGGUUUGUCGUCCUUCAAGUCCCCGGGGCGAGUUCUGACAUUACAUCCACGGCCGCGUCAUCCUGCUUUUUGAGUAGCCGCGCUUAGGCGUCCGUUGUAUGGAUGCCAUAGACUCUUAGGACCACAGAAUCCGCACGACUUUGGUGACUGCUUUGCAAACUCCGUGCACGGAUUGGACGCAAACGUGGGGGUUGUAGAGGCUUUAAUUUUUCCCAGCGUUGCCUCUCGGUUACUUUUAUAACCCGGUUAGUGCGAGAUUGCCAGCCCCACACCUCGACUAGACGCUAAGGGCGAAAAUUCAGAAAAAGCAGAAACUUCCCUGGUGGCUUCUUGAAGAGCAGGAAUAGCGAAAUGAUUAGGCCAGCAGCACCCUAGAGACUGAUACCUCGGGGCUUCUCACCGUCGUGGCCUGAUCAUGUUCUUGUGUGACUUAAUGCCGAAAUGAGUGGUCGCUGUUUAGAGCAAAGGAUUUGUAUCAAGUUUUGCGUGAAAUUGAACAAGUCUGCCAGUGAGACCCACCGUCUUUUGAAAGGGUUUAUAGGGCGGGAAGAUGGCCUAAAUGAUGCGUAAAGAGUUCGUCCAGUCACGCACAGGACGGAUGAAAAUACCCAGAAAGUCAAGGACUCGGUUUUUUCAAAGUUAACGGUGAGAAUGCUGCUGAAUGUUAGACUCAUUCUGAAAGAAAACCUGAACAUGAGAAAAACGUCUGCCAAAGUUCCAGCGAGUAUUCUAAAGGAUGAGCCUGAACUCGAGAAAUUUGAAUUCCCUCUGAUUCAUUCAAAGGAAAUUACGAAAAGCCAUUUUAUAGUGAAGGAAAGGAUAGUUAUUUGUGUUUUCUGGGUCUGCAUGGUCGAUAAACGUCCAAGGAGCAGUGAUUCUGUCCCUCAUCUUUCAUUGCUUUAUGGGACUGCGGGGAACCAAAGCAUAACAUCCUGCUUUCCCAUAAGUUCCCCGGCCGCUACCCUGGCACCGAUUAAAGACAUGUCUGCAUGAUUAAUCAAAACCGAUGUGGAAGCCCUCUGGCGCUGCUCGGAUGUGCUGCCGGCUUCACACACAGCGGUUCCUCGGCUGCCGCGGGUGGGCCAGCACAUAGAGGCUUUUGAUGAACUGGCUAUGCCGCCCCAAAGUUAGCAAUGUCAUCCGACAUGACUAAUGAGGCUCUGGAUCUGAUCUGUGCCGAGCGGCCCUGCCGUCUAGAGGAGGCUGGGUUCCACAGCCAGCCUGGGAAGAGGCUGCGCCCUGGGCUGUACAUACACUCCAUCAUUCCAGCUGGAGUCUGGGAGGCCUCUAGCGUUGGAGCUGGGAGUUGACUUGCAGAAGGGUGAGAGAAAUUUGUGCUAGGUUCUGUGCUAGGCCCCGCAGUGUAUGUGACCCAGUUAAACUAGCUCAACCUCCUCUUAGAGAAAUGAGAACUAAGAUCCAGGAAAAGUGAGGGGCUUGCAGCGGCCGUCGACACAGAUAAACAUGUAUGAUGUUAAUGACUGCAGUGCCGUGUUAAUACACCUUACAAAGGGCUCCUCUCUGGCCUGCCUUCCUUCCUCAGCAAAGUAUUGACAAGGGUAAGGUAGGCAGAGCCCCAUCACCCCUGUAGUUCCAGAGAAAGGCGUGUGGAGUCAACAGAGCUGGGUUUGGGCCAGCUUCAUCUUCAGCAGAUCACUUUGGUUUUCCUAGCUUCGGUUUCCUCAGCUGGAACAGCCAAAUACUGCUCACCGGGCUACUUCCUAGAGCCCUGUGAGACUUAGCAGAGUCAUGCAUUAGUUCCUAUCGCAUUAUUGCCCUCUCUCAGGAGCUCUGGCUGGACUCUGGAAUGUGGAUCUAUAGAGACCUUUAGCCCUUUCCUUCCUCCUUCUAGAACACACAGGGAUGCAAGGGACAUAAAACCAACUGGUCACCUAUAAGCAGUUGUGUGGGCAUUGAUCAUGUCUGUAUAUACACAUGCACUUCUUAGUUGAGCUGUGUAGGGCUCUAUGAUUUCAGUUCCGUUCUUAUUUGGAGUUUAGCUUUUCCUGGAGAAAAGGUAGUCAUAUCUUGUUUUCUUUUGCCUGGUUUCUUCAUGCCCGUCACUUAAUCUUUUCCUAGACCCUUUGCCAGAACAAUCUGCUGACUGACUCUGUCAGGUAAUUUAUUAUGUCCAGUUAUACUACAAGCGCUGUGCCAUGCUGGUUCUGGGGAUUCACCUAGGAGCAAGACCUACAUGGUCCCUGCUUUCCCUGAGUUUAUGAUGUAGCAAGGGGAGAAGUAUAAAGUAUAGCAUCCCUUGGUAGCUGUGAGAGAUUGGUUCUAGAACCCCCAUCCCGGUCUUCAGCAGACAUUCAAACCCACAGAUGCUAAGAUCAUUGACUUAAUAUGGAAUAAUAUUUACAUACAAUUCACACACAUCCUCCCACAUACUUCAGAUCCUAUCUAGAGUGCUUGCAAUGCCUACCUCAAUGGAAGGACUGUGUAAACAGUUGUACUGUAUUGCUUAGGGACUAAUGACAAGGAAACCGUGUCUGUACAUUUUCAGCGUGGAGGUAGCUUUGUUCCCUGUCUAUUUUCAGUCCUUGAUUGGCUGAACCUGUAGGGGUGGAAUUUAUAAACCUAUAACGUGAGCGAAAACAGAGACCGCGUCUGCCUUGCUCAUAGCUGAAUCCCCAGUGCCAGCCAGCCUUGCGUAGGACUGGAGAUGAUAGAUUGCCCAACAGCUUCGGUCAUCUGUUGCUCUGUCAAAGGGCCAACUGUAAUUGUAAUUAAGUGUUAUAAUGAGAGGCCCUGUGGGUCCUCUGGGGACGCGUAGCAGAAACACCUCACCCAGGGAGACAAGAAAGAGUACAUAGUUGAAGAGUCGGUGGAAACAGUUUAUUCGGGUGAUACAAUUACUGAGGACCACUCUGCCACUGUGACGACCGCACUUGAUACAAGGCAGCGAGUUGCCCGCCUCCCUGGAGCUUGCAUUCUGGCAAUGGGAGAAUA